Molecule: messenger RNA, 2189 nt
Organism: Silurus meridionalis
Lineage: Eukaryota; Metazoa; Chordata; Actinopteri; Siluriformes; Siluridae
Exons: 2
Coding region: 55-1095 (346 amino acids)
Biological process (GO): DNA integration
Molecular function (GO): nucleic acid binding
Source: RefSeq, a predicted model, not a curated record
GUUGACAGCUGUGUGAUAUGUAGGAAGGCAAGGGGGAAAAGAUGCCAACAGAUCAUGGGUGACCUUCCUCAUGAAAGAGCAGGGCCAGCUGCGCCCUUCGAAUUCACAACUUUGGACCUGUUUGGCCCUUACGAAGUGAAGGAUGAGGUGAGGAAAAGAGUACGGCUCAAAGUCUGGGGGAUUGUAUACUGCUGCAUGGCGUCCAGGGCUAUACACACUGACGUUGUGAGUGACCAGUCUGCUGAGAGUUUCCUACUAGCCUACCAGAGAUUCACAGCUCUGAGGGGUCACCCAAGAAAAUUAUGGUCCGACCCAGGUUCAAAUUUCGUUGGAGCUAAGCCUGCUCUCACAGAACUCUACAAGUUCCUAGAUAAGGUACAGAAAUCUGAGCUGGAAGGAGAGGCUGCUAAGCAUGGGACUGAAUGGUAUUGGAAGAUCCACCCUGCAAGUUCCCCCCAUAGGAAUGGUGCAGCAGAGGCUGCUGUUCGUGUAGUAAAGCGGGCCCUUCGCAAUCUGGGAGGUGAUGGUAUUUUCACAUGGGGGGAAUUCCAAACAUUCCUCUACAUGGCAGCCAACUUGGCCAAUGAGAGGCCUAUUGAUGCAAGAACUCAAAGUAGAGAGGACUGCGUUGAAUAUGUCACUCCGAAUUCUCUCUUGUUGGGAAGGUCAGGACCAAGGGGAGACCCAGGUGACUUUGAUUUCGUAGGCUAUCCCUACAAAAGACUAAAAAUCAUUCAAGGAGAAGUAAACAAAUUUUGGAAGGAAUGGAGUCAAUUAGCAGGUCCAAAUUUGUUUAUAAGGAGCAAGUGGCACACAAAGGAACGGAAUGUUGCUAUAGGUGACCAAAACGCAAUAAGAAGUCAGUACAAGUUGGCCAGGGUGGUCAAAGUCAAUGCUGAUCAUAAAGGUGUUGUCAGAGAUGUGGACGUUAGAGUCUUUUCAAGCUACCCCGUCUCAAGUGUGAAACCUAAUCAUGUGAAAAUCUCAGGAAAGAAAAUGAGCAAGAUCCCUGCAACCAUUCUUCAUAGAGAUGUGAGACGGUUAGUCAUCCUGAUUCCUGUAGAAGAACAAUCAGGAGAACAAAGAGAAGAGUGAAUGUGUGAUCUACUUGGGUUUAAAAAACCAGUAGCUCAAGUGGGAGGUGUGAAGCUAAGACGCGAACCGAAACCGUGACUUUAAAUCCGAGGAAUUGGCGAAACUGCGGACCUGAAUUAAUUAGACGGAGAAUACCGAGUGCCGAGAAGGGUCGGAAAACGCCGAGUGACGCGGAAGAAAAACUCGCAUGGCAGGUGCACGCACACGGAUUCAGAAUGCAGUGAAAUUUGGAAAUGCGAUGAGAGGGAAAACGCAUCAGCAAAUGGUCACCUCAGGGACACUGAUGGUUGUCAACCUAAUUCACUCUGCUUGAGCUGAAUUGAACAAUCUCUGUAAGCCUGUACAAACUACCAAAUACAAGAGCUAAAAAGUGAUUUGGAGUUGUUCCCUGUGUCCCCUGUUGUUGAUUAAUGCUCUUUUCGAGUUAGAAGCAGAUACUGAUGUGUAAAAUUCCCACAUAACUCGACACAGUGGUAUAAAGAUAACCUUAAAACAGACCACUCGGAAAUUAGAACGUAAAUGGCAUCAAAACAUCUUGACGGUAUAUCAAAAAGCAUGGAAGGAGAGCCUCCCAAAUAAUUGAAAAUCUCUUAGUGGUGCUGAUCAGCAUAUUUUUCCACCCUCAUAGAAAAUAACCAGCAUAAUAGUAGAUUUUUAUUCAGAACGGUAGCAAAAUUAACAGAAAAUAAAAGCACUGCGCUAACGUGCAAACCAUCAGUAGGUGGUAAUGAUUUCAUGUACUUAAAAAUAAAAAAAAUAAAUCGAGACAAAUAAUAAAAAUCAAACUAUUUUAUAAAUAAUCCUGUAGACAGCAGUUUAAUUAUAACAGACAAUCCAAAGUUUUACUAUUCAAGAGAAUGACUUCAUUUCAUUUAUUUUCUCAUCAAAAUCAUCAACAUGCAUUCUCUAUCCCUUGCCUACAAGUUUCUUCAAACAGAUAAUUCCAGAGGUAAUUUAACCUGUUUUAAAAUUGAUAAACUUCCAUUCAAUUAGCACUGGUUGUGUAGCUAAAUCCUUCAAACUGCCAGUUAUCAACCCCCUAAUUAGGAAACCUGACCUUAACCCUGUCAGCUGUCCAACUACAGACCAAUAUC